Molecule: messenger RNA, 878 nt
Organism: Strigops habroptila (Kakapo)
Lineage: Eukaryota; Metazoa; Chordata; Aves; Psittaciformes; Psittacidae
Exons: 7
Coding region: 1-714 (237 amino acids)
Source: RefSeq, a predicted model, not a curated record
AUGGGGCAGGGGGAGCCGCACACGCCUGUCCUCAGAGACGAGAGGGGCUGGGGGCAGCUCGGCUUCAUUCCUGGUUAUAACCGAUCCAACACUCUACAUCCAGUCAUGUUCAACGAGAACUUCCAUGGUUAUGGGUUCAGGAAUAACGGGUCUAUUGAAGGCACAGAAACACGGCUCGCUCCAAUCGACCGCGGUGGGCAGCCAGAGGCCAGCCCGGGCACUGCACUGACAUCAGGGGCCAAGGUCCAGCCUGGAGAGCACAGAGCAGCAGCAGGACAGCCGGAGCCGGGCCCCCGCAGCACCAUGAGGCUGGGGCUGCUCUGCGGCCUCGCUGCCGCCGCAGUCCUCAUGGCAGUGGCUGGAGCUGACCGUGGAGACACGAAAAUCACACAGGGGAGAGAGGGGACGAGCGGCGUUGGCCGGCGCCGGCCCCACAGACCCUGCUCCGGGUGUUUCUCCGUCCUGAGCGAGGAGUCGCGGUCGAUGUCCUGGCGUGCCAGCGAGGACAAUGAGGUUCAGCCGCGCAGGCGGGAGAGGGACAGGAGGGAGGACAAGAAACCAGCACGGCACAUGAGACACCCCAGCACCGUCCAGCUCCCGCGACAGGAGGUGCUGAGUGCCCGGACGGCGCGUCAAGGAGCGACGCUGGUGUCUCGGCACAGCUCCACGCCAGGAGAGAACCGGAGGCCCGGCCAACGCCAGGCCAUGCACUGAGGCAGCUGGGGGACCCACCCCCACCCUCCACAGGCUGUAAGUGAGCCUGUGCCUGUGCAAACGCAGCCCCACUGCACACCCUGUGCACCCCAAAGUGCUUCUGGGGUCAGGCCCCCCACCCUGCUUUGCCAAGACGCUGAAUAAAGCCAGCAAGCCAGAGCACG